CUGAGGGGCUGGGUUCCUGAAUCCUCAGAGGUGGCCAGUGUGAGCAUGAGAGGGCUGCAGGCUGGGUACCAGGCACCAGGUCCUGGUGGGCAGAGAGGUGCAUCUGUCUGGGCCUGUCCCUGGCACUGAGCCAGGCCUGAGUCAUGCUGCUCGAUCCCUUCCUCUUCCAGGCGCUUCUCCACUCAUCUCCUCACUGUAGCCACUCAUCCGGCCCUCCCUGGAGCUGGCUGCUGCUUGUGGCCUUGGGCAGGCAUGGGUAGAGGGGCCAGGGGCCGCCUGCCUGCCCCCACCCUGCCAGGGCUUCCCUCCGCCUCCACUGAGUCCUGCUUGGGUUAAUUAUAACUCUGAUCUAAGUGCCCUGUGACGCCACGCCCCAGCCGCCCUGCCCGGAGACCCAGCAACCAGGUCCAUGUCUCAGCUAUGCUCCUCGGGGCCGUGUCCCUCUCCCACCUGGGCCCCUCAGUGCUGCUGCUGCUGCAGCUGCUGCUGCCUCCCGCAUCUGCCUUCUUCCCCAACAUCUGGAGCCUCCUGGCUGCUCCCGGCUCCAUCACUCACCAGGAUCUGACCGAGGAGGCGGCACUCAAUGUUACCCUGCAGCUCUUCCUGGAGCAGCCACCCCCAGGGCGGCACCCCCUUCGUCUUGAGGACUUCCUGGGCCGCACCCUCCUUGCCGACGACCUCUUUGUCGCCUACUUUGGACCCGGGUUUCCUUCCCGGCGGUUCCGAGCAGCCUUAGGGGAAGUGUCUCGUGCCAAUGCAGCGCAGGACUUCCUGCCAACUUCCAAGAAUAACCCUGACCUGCACUUUGAUGCUGAGCGGCUGGGUGAGGGGCGCACUCGCCUGGUGGGGGCUCUUCGGGAGACCCUGGUGGCCGCCAGAGCCCUUGACCACACCCUGGCCCGCCAGCGCCUCGGGGCUGCACUUCACGCCUUGCAGGAUUUCUAUAGUCACAGUAACUGGGUGGAACUGGGGAAGCAGCAGCCACACCCUCAUCUCCUCUGGCCAAGGCAGGAGCUCGGGAGCCUGGCACAAGUGGACGAUCCUACCUGCUCUGACUGUGAGGAGUUAAGCUGCCCCGAGAAUUUGCUGGGCAUCACAUUCCUCACCUCUGGCUACUUUGGAACUCAUCCCUCUAAACCUCCAGGGAAAUGUAGUCAUGGGGGCCAUUUUGACCGGAGCAGCUCCCAGCCACCACGGGGAGGCAUCAACAAGGAUAGCACAUCCCCAGGCUUCUCCCCCCACCACAUGCUGCACCUCCAGGCUGCAAAACUGGCACUUUUGGCCUCCAUCCAGGCCUUCAGCCUCCUGCGAAGCCGCCUGGGAGACAGCGGUUUCUCCAGGCUGCUGGAUAUCACUCCAGCCUCCAGCCUGAGCUUUGUCCUGGACACCACGGGCAGUAUGGGUGAGGAGAUCAAUGCUGCCAAAAUCCAGGCUCGCCACAUUGUGGAACAGCGGAGGGGAAGCCCCAUGGAGCCUGUCCACUACGUCCUGGUGCCUUUCCAUGACCCAGGGUUUGGCCCUGUCUUUACAACCAGUGACCCUGACAGCUUCUGGCAACAACUCAAUGAGAUCCAAGCCUUGGGUGGGGGAGACGAGCCCGAGAUGUGCCUGUCAGCCCUGGAGCUGGCCCUGCUGCACACACCUCCACUCUCAGACAUCUUUGUCUUCACUGACGCCUCCCCUAAGGAUGGCUUUCUCACCAACCGAGUGGAAUCCCUGACUCAGGAACGGCGCUGCAGAGUUACGUUCCUGGUGACUGAAGACCCAUCGAGAGUUCAGCACCGAGCUCGGCGUGAGGUCUUGUCCCCUCUGCGUUUUGAGCCAUAUGAAGCUGUGGCCCUGGCCUCAGGAGGAGAGGUGAUCUUCACCAAAGACCAGCACAUUAGGGAUGUGGCAGCCAUUGUUGGGGACAGCAUGGCUGACGUGGUGACCCUUCCUCUGGAACCUCCUGUUGUGGUGCCUGGGAGGCCACUUGUGUUCAGUGUGGAUGGGCUGCUCCAGAGGGUCACAGUCCGGAUCCAUGGGGAGGUCAGCAGUUUCUGCAUCAGGAACCCUGCAGGGGUCUGCCAGGACCAGGAGGAAGGCGAGGGGCCUCUAGGUCACACUCGCCGCUUUGGGCAGUUCUGGAUGGUGACCAUGAAUGACCCCCUACAGAAAGGGACCUGGGAGAUCCAGGUCACAGCCAAGGGCACCCCACGGGUGAGAGUGCAAGCCCAGACCUCCCUGGACUUCCUCUUCCACUUUGGGAUCCCUAUAGAGGAUGGACCCCACCCUGGCCUCUACCCCCUGACUCAGCCAGUUGCAGGUCUCCAGACCCAGCUGCUUGUAGAAGUGACGGGGCUAGGCUCCAGAGGCGACCCUGGAGAUCCUCUGCCGCAUUUCUCCCACGUCGUCCUUCGAGACGUCCCGAAGGGUGCCGAGCUGGGCAGGGUGCCUUUGGAGCCCAUGGGACCUCGGGAGCGAGGUCUUUUGGGUGCCUCGCUAUCGCCUACGCUUCUGUCCACCGCGGGACCCUUCUCUCUGGAGCUGAUUGGCCAGGACGGAGGGGGACGGGUCCUGCACCGGGCGGCCCCCCAGCCCUGCUCUGUGGUCCCUGUCCUUCUGGAGCUCAGUGGCCCCCCGGGGUUCCUGGCCCCGGGCACCCAGGCCCCGCUCAGCCUCCGUAUCACCAGUUUCUCGGGCCCUCAGGAUCUCGAUCUUAGGACAUUCGUCAACCCCAGCUUCGCUCUCACCUCCAACCUCUCCAGGGUUCGCCUGGAACACAACGAGUCCGCCUGGGGGCGCGUGUGGCUGGAGGUCCCAGACUCAGCCGCCCUGGACUCCGUGGUGACGGUGACUGUGACUGCGAUGGGUCGAGAAGCCAGCCUAGUGCCCCCGACCCACGCCUUCCUCCGUCUCCUGGUGCUGGCCCCGGCCCCGCAGGACCAGCUCGCUGCCCCUGCCCACUCGUCUGGCCCAGUCCUCAUCACGGCCAGCCCUGACUUUCUUCCCUCCACUUUGGUGACUCGGGGCAUGGCUGGGGGAGGGCUGGCAGGCCACCCCCGGUGGGGCACAGUUGGAGGGGUAAUGCUCCUGCUAGGCCUGUCUUCCUGGUGCCAUAACAGCCCCUAGAGGGAUAGGCCUCCAGCGCUAUAUUCAAUCUUGCCCCAUUGGUGAGAAAGUAACAUGGGCCUCCAGACCCUACCUCUCCCAGCUGGGAUGGAGGCUUUCCUUCUCAUGCA
This is a messenger RNA of Diceros bicornis minor, 3221 nucleotides long. RefSeq names its product von Willebrand factor A domain containing 7 (gene VWA7). The coding region runs from base 421 to 3111 and encodes 896 amino acids. The record is from RefSeq and is a predicted model, not a curated record. NCBI's taxonomy places the organism in Eukaryota, Metazoa, Chordata, Mammalia, Perissodactyla, Rhinocerotidae. The transcript is spliced from 17 exons.